GUCAAUAAAAAUCAAAAAUUCGAAUGUAAGAAAUAUAGGAAUAUUGGCACAAAACCAAGCAAAAAUGUGCGAUAUUUAGGAUCAAAAUUCAUAUUUGGCAUGCAUUUAAUUAAAUUUCAGGUAUUCACUAAAUUUAAAACCAUCCGCCUUUUAGAAUUAAAUGGGCGGUUGGUAAUAAAAUCGCACAAACUUCAUGGAACAUUGCCAUACCAUAAAUACUUAACUGGAAACACAAGCCACGGUGUCCUUUUAAAGCCAAAGUUUACCCUUAUUAGAACUGAUCACUCAUGGAUACGAACUUACACAGGACAUAGCACUUUCUUGACCUAUGGAAUAUUCAAUCUGUAAUUUUUACCAGCUUUAUGGAAUUUAUCUAAAUUGAUUUCAUCUUCAGAAAACAAACUCAAUUUCUGAUAAACACCAAAAACCAGGAAAUAUAUCAGUUAAGAAGGUGCCACAGUGAAAACUGCAAAAAUAACUCUGAUAAUGACAAACCCAUGGCCAAUUGUGUUAAGAAUCUUAGCCUAUAUAAUAUGGCAUAUAUCCAUCCAGACAUUAUUAAGGAUCUUAAGAAAUGUAGAGGAGUUAACAAGAGAAAAUGCGGUGAAACACCUGAAGAGUUGAGAAAAUGUUUGAAAACCAUGCAGGACAUUGUUGAUUUUGUGCAUCCCAUAAUUCCUUAUAAGGACAAGGGCCUGGCCGUCUUCACCAGCGGCGGGGAUUCCCAGGGCAUGAAUGCAGCAGUUCGCGCCUGUGUCCGUAUGGCCAUUUACCUGGGAUGUAAGGUGUACUUCAUCCGCGAGGGCUACCAGGGCAUGGUGGAUGGCGGCGACUGCAUCCAGGAGGCCAACUGGGCCUCUGUGUCGUCCAUCAUCCAUCGCGGUGGCACCAUCAUUGGCUCUGCUCGCUGCCAGGACUUCCGUGAGCGUCAGGGACGCCUCAAGGCCGCCAAUAAUCUGAUCCAGAGGGGCAUCACCAAUCUGGUGGUGAUCGGAGGCGAUGGCUCCCUGACCGGCGCCAAUCUGUUCCGUCAGGAGUGGUCCAGUCUGCUGGAGGAGCUGGUGAAGAACAAGACCAUUACCACCGAGCAGCAGGAGAAGUUUAAUGUCCUGCACAUUGUGGGAUUGGUGGGUUCCAUUGACAACGAUUUCUGUGGCACGGACAUGACCAUCGGCACGGACACGGCCCUGCAUCGCAUCAUUGAGGCAAUUGAUGCCAUUUCCAGUACGGCGUACUCACAUCAGCGCACCUUCAUCAUGGAGGUCAUGGGUCGUCAUUGCGGCUAUUUAGCUCUUGUGGGCGGACUGGCGUGCGAGGCGGAUUUCAUAUUCAUUCCCGAAAUGCCGCCCAAGGUCGACUGGCCAGACAGGCUCUGCUCCCAGCUGGCCCAGGAACGCUCGGCUGGCCAGCGUCUAAACAUUGUGAUUGUGGCCGAGGGAGCCAUGGAUCGUGAAGGACAUCCCAUUACCGCCGAGGAUGUGAAGAAGGUGAUUGAUGAGCGUCUCAAGCAUGAUGCCCGUAUCACGGUCUUGGGUCAUGUGCAACGUGGUGGAAAUCCCAGUGCUUUUGAUCGUAUUUUGGCCUGUCGCAUGGGCGCCGAGGCCACUUUGGCUCUGAUGGAAGCCACCCCGGAGUCCGUGCCGGUGGUCAUCUCUUUGGAUGGCAACCAGGCGGUGCGUGUGCCUCUAAUGGAGUGCGUGGAGCGCACUCAGGCGGUGGCCAAGGCCAUGAAGGAGAAACGCUGGGCGGAUGCUGUCAAGUUGCGUGGCCGCUCCUUCGAGCGUAAUCUGGAGACAUACAAGAUGCUGACGCGAUUGAAGCCACCCAAGGAGUGCUUCGAUGCCGAUGGCAAGGGCAUCGAGGGCUAUCGUCUAGCUGUGAUGCAUAUUGGUGCACCAGCCUGUGGCAUGAAUGCUGCCGUGCGCAGCUUUGUGCGUAAUGCCAUCUACAGGGGCGAUGUGGUCUAUGGCAUUAACGAUGGCGUGGAAGGUCUCAUUGCCGGCAAUGUGCGAGAGCUGGGAUGGUCGGAUGUCUCUGGCUGGGUGGGUCAGGGCGGUGCCUACUUGGGCACUAAACGCACCCUGCCCGAGGGCAAGUUCAAGGAGAUUGCUGCUCGCCUCAAGGAGUUCAAGAUCCAGGGUCUCUUGAUCAUUGGUGGCUUUGAGAGUUAUCAUGCCGCAGGACAGAUUGCCGAUCAGAGGGAUAACUAUCCCCAGUUCUGCAUUCCCAUUGUGGUCAUCCCAUCGACGAUUUCGAACAAUGUCCCGGGCACUGAGUUCUCGCUGGGCUGUGACACCGGUUUGAAUGAGAUCACCGAGAUUUGUGAUCGUAUCCGUCAGUCGGCGCAGGGCACCAAGCGUCGUGUGUUUGUCAUCGAGACAAUGGGCGGUUAUUGCGGUUACUUGGCCACCUUGGCCGGGUUGGCCGGUGGCGCUGAUGCUGCCUAUAUCUAUGAGGAGAAGUUCUCCAUUAAGGAUCUCCAGCAGGAUGUCUAUCACAUGGCCUCCAAGAUGGCCGAGGGCGUCUCCCGCGGUCUGAUUCUGCGCAACGAGAAGGCCAGCGAGAACUACAGCACGGAUUUCAUUUACCGCCUGUACUCGGAGGAGGGCAAGGGUCUGUUCACCUGCCGCAUGAACAUCCUGGGACAUAUGCAACAGGGCGGUUCGCCCACACCCUUCGAUCGCAACAUGGGCACCAAGAUGGCAGCCAAGUGUGUGGACUGGCUGGCCACACAGAUCAAGGCCAAUGUGGAUGCCAAUGGUGUGGUUAACUGCAAGGCACCGGACACUGCCACGCUGCUGGGCAUUGUUUCCCGGCAAUAUCGCUUCUCGCCGCUGGUGGAUCUCAUUGCGGAGACCAACUUUGAUCAGCGCAUCCCCAAGAAGCAAUGGUGGCUGCGCCUGCGUCCCCUGCUGCGAAUCCUGGCCAAGCAUGACUCGGCCUACGAGGAGGAGGGUAUGUACAUCACCGUCGAGGAGGAGUGUGAUACCGAUGCCGUCGCCUAAACAGGGGGGGGAGAAGUCCCUCCUCCCGCUUCCUGCUCCACGCUCCACGCUCUCCCCAUCGCCGCAUCCUCAGGCCCAACGAGUCAUCUUUCUCUCUCUGUUUUUGUUCUCCUACUUUUCCGCACCCUCGAAUCUUGUCUCAAUGUUUGCUUUUUGAGUUGUUUUCUUUGGCACCGCAUCUGCGCUAUAUAUCUUUAUAUAUAUACACUUGUGUAUCCGUAUUCCGUAUCCUUAUUAUGGUUUCACGUUUACGAAACAACGAGGAGGUGUUCCCAUGACAGCAGCAGCAGCAGCACACAUACGAAAGUAUUUCAUCAUGAUGCAUACACACACACACGCACAAAAAAUACAUAAUUUAUUUAUAUAUUUGCCGCCAGUCGAUUUUCUUAUGAUUUUCUCGAAUUUCUCGAACUCGAACUUUUGAAAAGCCGUUAAAAGCCCGUUAAUAGUUGAUUCUACAUUGCAGGUAUGUUAUCUCUCGUACAACAACAAAAUACAACAAAUUAAAUGUUAAAAGUAUUUAAAAAAAAAAAACAACAAAACCGAAAAUACGGUUCAAUAAUUCUCUUAUCUGCAAGUGUUUUUCGAGUAUUGUUAUCGAACGAACUAUAUUUAUAUAUCGUGACGUGCUAAAAAAUACAUAAUCAAAGGACCUGUAGGCACCAAUUUAA
Messenger RNA from Drosophila serrata, 3676 nucleotides. RefSeq names its product ATP-dependent 6-phosphofructokinase (gene Pfk). Gene Ontology annotation, cellular component: 6-phosphofructokinase complex; cytoplasm. The record is from RefSeq and is a predicted model, not a curated record. NCBI's taxonomy places the organism in Eukaryota, Metazoa, Arthropoda, Insecta, Diptera, Drosophilidae. Gene Ontology annotation, biological process: fructose 6-phosphate metabolic process; fructose 1,6-bisphosphate metabolic process; canonical glycolysis. Gene Ontology annotation, molecular function: AMP binding; monosaccharide binding; identical protein binding.